This is a messenger RNA of Acanthopagrus latus (yellowfin seabream), 2088 nucleotides long. RefSeq names its product serine palmitoyltransferase, small subunit A (gene sptssa). The record is from RefSeq and is a predicted model, not a curated record. Gene Ontology annotation, cellular component: serine palmitoyltransferase complex. The transcript has 2 exons. The coding region runs from base 71 to 277 and encodes 68 amino acids. Gene Ontology annotation, molecular function: serine C-palmitoyltransferase activity. Gene Ontology annotation, biological process: ceramide biosynthetic process. Lineage: Eukaryota; Metazoa; Chordata; Actinopteri; Spariformes; Sparidae.
CGUCACCAUACAGACGGAAAAAAAAAAACAGUGAAGAAGGAAACUAAGUUGGGGUCUGUGAAGCUGAAACAUGGCCCUGGGUGACUGUUGGAAGCAGUUAUCCUGGUUUUACUACCAAUAUCUUCUGGUGACGGCGCUGUACAUGCUGGAGCCCUGGGAGCGGACGGUGUUCAACUCCCUCCUUAUCUCCGUGGCCGGCAUGGCGGUUUACACCGGCUACGUCUUCAUGCCGCAGCACAUCAUGGCCAUCCUGCACUACUUUGAGGUUGUCCAAUGACACGAAGGCCGCGCCCAUCAACCCACGGGUCCUGUCUGUCUCUGGCUUCCUGUCCAUCCGUCCCACCACCUGCCUGCCGGCCUGUCUGUCUUCGGGGCUUGAGGUCGAGAUUGUUUCCAACCAGGCAGGGCUUCUUCUUCCCUCCUCCUUUUCCAAAGCUGGCUCAUAUCAAAGGUCAAAACUCUGAACGUCGUGCUGUGCUGGAGGUCUGUUGGACGAUGUUGCUCUCUGGGACUCUUUCCGCUUCACUCGAAUAUUUGGGAUUGUGAACAUGUUGGAUGUGACGCCUUAGAAGAGGGUGUGCUUGAUUUGUUUUUAUGUCCUAAUUGAAGCGCAUCUGUUUGUUUUGUGUAAAUUAUCUGGAUGUCUGGUUGUGUGGAAUGAUUGGUCGCUUUUAUUUUUAUUCCAUCAAGGCAUUAAACUAUUGUUGUCUUAGAGUUUUAUGCAGGAUCUGAAGGACAAAGUACGUUCACUCCAUGUAUGAGCCAAAUAAGAUUUUUAGAACAGGAUGUGAUCAUUUUCAACCUUCACUGUCUUCUCUCCAGCACUCUGUCACGGGGCGUGUAGACCCUCCUCAACAUCAUAAAUGUCAGGCGGUGGCACCAAAGACAUGAGGACCAUUUCCUGUAAAAACCGAGAUGCUUUCUCUAAAUACUGACACAAGUCUGUGGUGAACACUCCGAGCACAAGAGUGGCUCAAUUAGCUGUUACCAGAGCUUUCUGUGACAUCCACCAGCCUUUAUCAGAGAAUGGAAAGUGCAGGAUAAAUCUGAGGGGUCGUGAGAUGAGUAACGAGAUGUUUAAGGGGAGAAAAACAUAUUUCUGUCAGAAAUCGUGUUUAUUUUUCUUAAGUUUGUGAAAUGCUGGAUGUAAGUAAUCGUCAGGGACUCUGGAAGCUGUAAAGUAGAGUAUAACAAAGUUACUUUAAUUUUAUUUCUUGAAAAAGUACUUAUUAAUCAUCAUCACUGAGUAUUUUCAAAUAAAAUGAAUAAAAUAAUUAUUUGGACAUUGCUUUGUUUUAAGGUUGACAGACCAAAACGGAGAGCAGGAGGAACUUAAUGUUGGACCAAGAGGUGAAACCAAGAGAUAAAAUGGUCGCCUGCUGUACAGAAGCCCUGAGAGGACAAUGAGAAAGAUUCUCAGAGCUUUCGUAGAAAUGGCAACUUCCCUUAUUUAACAUCCUCACUGUAGAGGGAUACGACAUAAUAAAUUGACCCCAGCAAAAAUUGUUUUCAUAUAUUUAUAUUUUUCUUCCUGUCAAACUCAGAAUGCUGCUUGUUUAGAUCGUUGUCUGUCUCCAUGUUGGAGCUAAAAGUGACACUUGGAGUGCAGUAUUAAUAAGGUUUUUACGCUCCAGAUGCUCCUCUGUGUUGAAAUUCAAACUACAGAGAGAAUAAAGGCUGAGAAAUCUACACAGGCAUCAGUGUGAAGGAUAAUGACGGUAAUGAGGUUGAAAAUGACACAGUUGUUCGUUUUUUUAAAUUCCCAUUUUGCUUUUUUAAAACGCACAGUAGUCAACAUUAAUGGUUUCCUCUUUGCACAGAAAUGAUAAAUGUUUUUACGUAAUCAUAUUUCAUGACGUGUGCUCCAGAUGCUACUGGUAUCCCUUUUAGAAGGUUGUGAUUAUUUUUCUUGCAAAACUGUAUUUUUCUCAACUUUGUGUAUAUAAUCUUGUAUACAUAUUUGUAAAGUUUUGUAGUCAGAUAUGUUGGCCUAUAGAAUAAGAUAUUUGUUUUUUUGUGAGCUACUGAUGUUAAAUACUGCUCUAAAACUGAAAUCAUUAAAGGGAUAUUUCACUAAGCUCAAGCAGA